Messenger RNA from Alnus glutinosa, 1979 nucleotides. Its product is annotated as homeobox-leucine zipper protein ATHB-6-like. NCBI's taxonomy places the organism in Eukaryota, Viridiplantae, Streptophyta, Magnoliopsida, Fagales, Betulaceae. The coding region runs from base 539 to 1510 and encodes 323 amino acids. The transcript is spliced from 3 exons. Gene Ontology annotation, molecular function: sequence-specific DNA binding; DNA-binding transcription factor activity, RNA polymerase II-specific. Gene Ontology annotation, biological process: positive regulation of DNA-templated transcription. The record is from RefSeq and is a predicted model, not a curated record. Gene Ontology annotation, cellular component: nucleus.
UAUCCUCACUCCACCCCCUCUCUCUCUCUCUCUCUCUCUCUCUCUCUCUCUCUCUCUCUCUGUUUCUCUUUUCCAUUGCAGAUGAACAGUCAUAGACUUGAACAAUUGCCUGGAAAAACAAUUUAGCUUUCAAGCUGAUUGAGUAAUGAUGUGGAGAGAGAAAGAGUGGAGUUAGGGGAGUGUAGUGUAGUGUUUGAUUACUUUUACUUCUCCUUGUGGGUUGGGUUAGUUUCUUGGGUUGGUGUUUCUGCUGGCUUUUUUUUCUUUCUUUUCUUGAUGGGUGCAGAAGUAGAAAUAUUGAAAUUAGAGAAAGAAGGGGGAGGAAACAGAGAGAAGUGGCUGUGUAGUUGUAUACAGCUUCCUACAAUUUGGUGUGGUGCUAAACAUGGGGAUUCUUAUUCAUAACCUUCUCUCUUAAGUACUGAAACCUUGACCUCUUAAAAGAUCCAACUGAAAACAUAAACAAAGACUACAGAAGAAGAAGAAGAAGAAGAAAAGGGCCCAGAGAUCUGUUUAAAGAGCUGUUUUCUUUUCAGUCAUGAAGAGACUUGGCAGCUCGGACUCCUUGGGUGCUUUGAUGUCCAUCUGCCCUACUACAGAGGAACACAGUCCGAGAAACAACCAUGUCUACAGCCGGGAUUUCCACUCCUUGUUGGACGGCUUAGAUGAAGAAGGUUGUGUCGAAGAAUCCGGCCACAUAGCCGAGAAAAAGCGUCGAUUAAGCGUCGACCAAGUCAAGGCCUUGGAGAAGAACUUCGAGGUCGAAAACAAGCUCGAACCGGAGAGAAAAGUGAAGCUGGCCCAAGAACUUGGUUUGCAACCAAGACAAGUAGCUGUUUGGUUCCAAAACCGCCGUGCCCGGUGGAAAACCAAGCAAUUGGAGAGAGACUACGGCGUUCUCAAAUCCAGUUACGAAGCUCUCAAGCUCAACCACGAUGCCCUCCAACACGACAAUGAUGCUCUUGUCAAAGAGAUAGCGGAAUUGAAAGCAAAGCUCCAAGAAGAAAACACUGUGAGCAACCUUUCAGUGAAGGAAGAGAUAGUCGGGCCGGAAUCAGAUAACAAACUGAUCGAACAGAGCAAAGCAGCUCCAGACACUCCUCCUCUAACUGCAUCUGAACCCAAGGACUUGAACUUUUGCUUCAACCAAUCACUCGGAGCCUCACUCUUCACGGUGGAUCACUUCAAAGAUGGCUCAUCGGACAGCGACUCGAGCGCGAUCUUGAACGAGGAUAACAGCCCGAACGCUGCGAUUUCUUCAUCUGGGGUGCUUCAAAAUCAGCAGCUCUUGAUGUCCCCGGGCUCGUCUUCCCUCAAGUUCAAUUGCUCGUCCUCGUCGCCGCCUCCGCCUCCGCCGCCGAUUAGCUGCUUCCAGUUUCAGAAAACGUUCCCAGCACAGUUUGUGAAAAUGGAGGAGCACAAUUUCUUCAGCGCAGAGGAGACGUGCAAUAUCUUCUCGGAUGAGCAAGCUCCGAGCCUUCAAUGGUACUGUCCUGACCAGUGGACCUAAAAGGAAGCAAACCCAUGUUCGAUAUUAUUGGAAAAAUAAUAAGAAAAAGCCAAAAGUGAGCUCCAAGAAUAUUGUAAAGAGUAAAAAAGUGGGUUGUGUAAUUUUUAGCUUUGCUCUCUCUCUCGUUCUCCAUUGUGCAAAGUGAAAGUUGGAGAGAUGGGGUUGGUUGAAGAAGACGAGACAACCAAAGCGGUGGAUGAUUUAGCCAAGAAAAAUGGUAAAAGAAAUUCGAGCAGCAGUAGAAACAGAGAGAAACACAGAGGCUUUCACGUGGGGUUUGGUUGGUGAAAGUUUGACGCCAAUAGCUAAGCCGUGCGGGAAGGAAUAUGAUUAAGUCGUAAUUGAAGUCGUCUUUGCUGCUGCCAAAAAAAAAAAAAAAAAAAAGUCUGCUGUAAAAAAUGAACCUUGAAAUCCUUGGGGAGAAUUUUCCUGUAAUGGAGAAAUAAUAAUCAUUCCUCGCUUUUCUUUC